AUGGUUUUCGGGCCAUUCUGGACCCAUAUAUUGGGCUACUGGAACGAGAGACUGAAGAGGCCCGAUAAGGUAUUGUUCUUGAAAUACGACCCCGUGGAGAAUCUGAACAAGAUGGCAGACUUUAUGGGGGUCCCAUUUUCUAAAGAGAAAGAGAAGCUUGGGGUUAUUGAAGAGAUUGUGAAGAUGUGCAGUCUGAGUAACUUGAAGGAGUUAGAGGUGAAUAAAACUGGGAAGAGAUACAUUUCUGAUCACAAAUGUUACUUCAGGAAAGGCAAGCUCGGUGACUGGGUUAAUUAUUUCAGUCCUUCUAUGGCGGAACGUCUGCAACACAUCAUGGAUGAAAAAUUAAGCCCGCUCAGGUUGCCGUUCAAACUACGCUAG
This is a messenger RNA of Punica granatum (pomegranate), 381 nucleotides long. The record is from RefSeq and is a predicted model, not a curated record. NCBI's taxonomy places the organism in Eukaryota, Viridiplantae, Streptophyta, Magnoliopsida, Myrtales, Lythraceae.